UCUGGCAGCUGGGUUUUGGGGUGCAGAUCGGCGUGCGGAGGGACUCCUCAGAGCCAUGCCCGAGGUAGUGGAUACGUGCUCCUUGGCCUCUCCGGCUUCGGUCUGCCGGACCAAGCACCUGCACCUACGCUGCAGCGUCGACUUUACCCGCCGGGUGUUGACCGGCACCGCCGCGCUCACGGUGCAGUCUCAGGAGGACAAUCUGCGCAGCCUGAUUUUGGAUACCAAGGACCUCACAAUAGAAAAAGUGGUCAUCAAUGGACAAGACGUUAAAUAUGCUCUUGGAGAAAGACAAAGUUACAGAGGAUCACCAAUGGAAAUCUCUCUUCCUAUUGCUCUGAGCAAAAAUCAAGAAGUCGUUAUAGAAAUUUCUUUUGAGACAUCUCCAAAGUCUUCUGCUCUUCAGUGGCUCACUCCUGAACAAACUUCUGGGAAGGAACACCCAUAUCUCUUUAGUCAGUGCCAGGCCAUCCACUGCAGAGCAAUUCUUCCUUGCCAGGACACUCCUUCUGUGAAAUCAACCUAUAGUGCUGAGGUGUCUGUUCCUAAAGAAUUGGUGGCACUUAUGAGUGCCAUUCGUGAUGGAGAAGCACCUGACCCAGAAGACCCGAGCAGGAAAAUCUAUAGAUUCAGCCAAAAAAGCUGCAUAUACAACAGCAGGAAGAUUGGCCCAAGAACACUGGUUUGGUCUGAGAAAGAGCAGGUGGAAAAGUCUGCUUAUGAAUUUUCUGAGACUGAAUCUAUGCUUAAAAUUGCAGAAGAUCUGGGAGGACCGUAUGUUUGGGGGCAGUAUGACCUGUUAGUCCUGCCACCAUCCUUCCCUUACGGUGGCAUGGAAAAUCCUUGCCUCACUUUUGUAACUCCUACUCUGCUGGCAGGAGACAAGUCACUCUCCAAUGUUAUUGCACAUGAAAUAUCUCAUAGUUGGACAGGAAAUCUAGUGACCAACAAAACUUGGGACCACUUUUGGUUAAACGAAGGACAUACUGUGUACUUGGAACGCCACAUUUGUGGACGACUGUUUGGUGAAAAGUUCAGACAUUUUCAUGCUCUGGGAGGAUGGGGAGAACUACAGAAUUCAAUAAAGACGUUUGGAGAUACACAUCCUUACACCAAACUUGUGGUUGAUCUGACGAAUGUGGACCCUGAUGUAGCAUAUUCUUCAGUUCCCUAUGAGAAGGGCUUUGCUUUACUCUUUUACCUUGAACAACUUCUUGGGGGCCCAGAGGUUUUCCUAGGAUUUCUAAAAGCUUAUGUUGAGAAGUUUUCCUAUAAGAGCAUAACCACUGAUGACUGGAAGGAUUUCCUGUAUUCCCACUUUAAAGAUAAGGUUGAUAUUCUCAAUCAAGUUGAUUGGAAUGCCUGGCUGUACUCUCCUGGAAUGCCUCCUGUAAAACCCAACUAUGAUAUGACUCUGACAAAUGCUUGCAUUGCCUUAAGUCAGCGGUGGAUUGCGGCCAAAGAAGAUGAUUUAAAUUCAUUCACCGCAGCAGACCUGAAGGACCUCUCUAGUCAUCAGCUGAACGAAUUCUUAGCACAGAUGCUCCAGAAAGCACCUCUUCCAUUGGGGCAUAUAAAGCGAAUGCAAGAGGUGUACAAGUUGAAUGCUGUUAACAAUUCUGAAAUACGAUUCAGAUGGUUACGGCUCUGCAUUCAAUCGAAAUGGGAGGAAGCAGUUCCUCUGGCUCUAAAAAUGGCAACUGAGCAAGGACGAAUGAAAUUUACGCGGCCCUUAUUCAAAGACCUUGCUGCCUUUGACAAAUACCAUGAUCAAGUCGUCCGUACCUACCAGGAGCACAGAGCUAGCAUGCACCCCGUGACGGCCAUGCUGGUGGGGAAAGAUUUAAAAGUGGAUUGAGGACCCACCAAUGACGAUUUCAGACAUUUUUCUUUUUUAAACUGAAGUCACAAAGAAAUGGAAAAACUUCAGCUCACAUUGUAAUUAAAAUGUUUUUGUUUUCGGUUUUUAUUAUUUUGUCGGUGAUUUUCAUAAAUAAAGCUGAGCUACCUUUUUUU
This is a messenger RNA of Puma concolor (puma), 2016 nucleotides long. The record is from RefSeq and is a predicted model, not a curated record. NCBI's taxonomy places the organism in Eukaryota, Metazoa, Chordata, Mammalia, Carnivora, Felidae.